Staurois parvus is the source of this 262-nucleotide messenger RNA. The record is from the annotation of a GenBank genome assembly. NCBI's taxonomy places the organism in Eukaryota, Metazoa, Chordata, Amphibia, Anura, Ranidae.
UGUGACUUCUGAAUGCUCACAGCCGGAUCCACACUGCGCACGCACUAGGCACCAAAGCACCAUGAGCAGGGAUCAGGGGCAGACUGACAACUCAUGGGGCCCCCGGGCAAUAGGGGAUCAUGGGGCCCCUGUGUCCUUGCCCACACUCAAAAAAGCCUAUGAAAAAGGUACCAUGGGCAUCUCAUGGGGCCCCCUACUGACCCCGGGCCCUCGGGCAGUGCCCGAGUUUCCAAAUGGUCAGUCCGCCCCUGCAUAGGAUAUA